This is a messenger RNA of Gasterosteus aculeatus aculeatus (three-spined stickleback), 1558 nucleotides long. RefSeq names its product cornifelin homolog A. The record is from RefSeq and is a predicted model, not a curated record. Lineage: Eukaryota; Metazoa; Chordata; Actinopteri; Perciformes; Gasterosteidae.
AAGUCCCUGAACAGAAUCCUAGUAUCAGAAAGUAUCAGAGCUCCAAAAAGGGAAUCUGUGCUUCCUAUUAUGAAGUGAUGACAUUUGAUAAGUGCUCUAUGAUGACACUGUGAUUUAUUUGUGCUAUUCAAUCAACUGCUACAGAUCAGGAGAUUCCAAUGGCGUCACUCAGACAUCAACUUAUCUCUGAUGUCUCGGAACAAAAUACCACAGGUCAGCAGAGUAACAGUCAUGGGAGCACAUCGCCUUGUUGACCCACCAUGUUAUAUUUACCCCAAAACACUGCAAGCAAGCAAAAAGCUCACACGAGAACGUCAAAUUGAGAAGACAGAAAGAGGGUAAACGUCUCACAGUGCUUAACAAAAGUGGCCCCUGCUCGUUUUUCCUGGAAUUUUGACAACUAAACCCUGAGACGGCAGGCUGGCUCUGAGCCACCCAUGUACCAAAAAGAAAAAAGGGAACGCUCUGGAGGAGUCUUAAUCUCCGAGUUUGGAGCCGAGGAGUAAAGAAUAACUUGGGUCAGGAGACAGCGGUGUUUAACUGGCAGUGAGCGAGGGGCGUGGACGUCGGAUCAGAGCAAACACCUCACUGGUUUGUUGAGCUGAUCUUGUGACUUGCAUAAUGGUGUCCUGCGGAUGUUGGUUUUGGUCAGAAUUAUGGGUCACGGAUACGAGCCCGGCUAUGUCUCGACAGGUUGUUCAGGUCCAGCCGGAGAGCAGAGUUCAGGAGGAAGGUCAAUGGAGUACCGGCCUGUGUGAGUGCCAUAAAGACGUGGGAGACUGCUGCUUUGCCCUUUGCUGCCUCCCAGUGUUUACCUGUAAGGUGACCAGUGCUGUGGGCUCCUGUCCCUGCCUGCCCCUGCUGGACUGUAUUGGCUGCGUACCACCGGCCUCUCUCGCCAUGAGGGCGUCUGUCAGGGAACGAUACGGAAUACCGGGGAGUGUGUGGAGCGACUGCCUGUAUGGAUGCUGCUGCUAUCCGCUAUCUUGGCUCCAGAUCUCCAGAGAGCUGAAGAGAAGAGCAGCAUCCCACGCCUCCUCCUCUUCAGCCAGAUACGCUGCUCUGGUGUCCCUGCAGGAGGCGCACUUGUUCUAGAACUCACGUCUUCUGUGCACCCCCCCCCACCCCUCGCAGCCUGCCCUCCAGUGCACAGGAGUUGAUUUAAUCACACUUCCUCUGAUCCGCAGCCACUCCCUGCUGCUUCGGGGAACUCAGCAGGCACCCGAUCUCUGUCCCACAGAGAGGAAAGAUCUGCCUCUCUCCAAAUGAAGGGAUAAAAAGUCAUUUGACUUGGGGCGACUUUAGCUCAUGAAUUUGGCCCACCUUUAUUCUAUAUAUUCUAUAUUUGAUACAACGAAAUGUUUUAACUGCUGAUUCACAACUUUGGCCCUGUGAAGUGCAAACAAAGCACUGUCUAUUUGGGGCGCUUCUGUCAUUAAGUUUUCAGUGGUAAAAAAGGUGGCGGGAACUUCUUUGGCCUAAAAAAGGUAAAGGAUUAUUAUUAUAUAAAAUUAUAUUGUUCACAAAAUAAAUAUUGGACAAAAGUCUAAAACAUGAA